Messenger RNA from Aricia agestis (brown argus), 2092 nucleotides. It is a transcript of the gene Akt, whose product is annotated as RAC serine/threonine-protein kinase. Lineage: Eukaryota; Metazoa; Arthropoda; Insecta; Lepidoptera; Lycaenidae. The record is from RefSeq and is a predicted model, not a curated record. The coding region runs from base 298 to 1788 and encodes 496 amino acids. Gene Ontology annotation, biological process: protein phosphorylation. Gene Ontology annotation, molecular function: ATP binding; protein serine/threonine kinase activity. The transcript is spliced from 4 exons.
CCUCAUUCGAUCACUUGUUAUUAUUUUAUUAUUAUAUUACUUCACAUUACGUCUAGCCUACGUCGUUAUUUUGCGUCCUUUUUGUAAUUCAAGAAAUACAAUUGAUCCAGUGACGACUACGGAAAUGCUUGGAAAAGUUCGUUCGACGUCGUCGCGGCACAAGUGAUCACACGCGAGCCUAUCUGAGAAUCGCCGUGCAAAAUAAACGUGGUGGUAGUGUGGCGGGCGGACAUUUGUUAUCAAACAGCUCGCGAGGUCCGCGGGAGCGGGGAGCGCACGGGGUGACGGGCGGCCGGGAUGGCGGAGGCGGCGCCGGGGAACAUCGUGAAGGAGGGCUGGCUGCUGAAGCGCGGCGAGCACAUCCGGAACUGGCGUGACCGCUACUUCAUCCUUUUCGAUAAUGGCGACCUGGUGGGCUUCAAGUCGCAGCCGGAGCGCAACAACUACCGCGACCCGCUCAACAAGUUCACGGUGCGGGACUGCCAGAUCAUGGCCGUGGACAAACCUCGCCCCAACGUCUUCACCAUCCGCGGCCUCCAGUGGACCACGGUCAUCGAACGGAACUUCGCCGUCGAUACAGAGAAAGAACGCGGCGAGUGGGUGGACGCCAUCCGCCAGGUGUCGUCGCGGCUGAGCGGCGGGGAGGGCGGCGUGGGGGGCGGCGGGUCGGGCGGGGAGGGGGGCCCGUUCUCCGCUACGGACGACAACGACAUGGCGCAGCUCGGCAAGAGCUUCCGCGACCCUCGCCGUAUCACGUUGGAGAAGUUCGAGUUCGUGAAGGUGCUGGGCAAGGGCACGUUCGGCAAAGUGGUGCUGUCGCGCGAGAAGGGCACGGGCAAGCUCUACGCCAUGAAGAUCCUUAAGAAGAACGUCAUCCUGCAGAAGGACGAGCUCGCGCAUACCAUCACCGAGAACCGCGUGCUCAAGAAGACCAAGCACCCCUUCCUCACGUCGCUGCGCUGGUCGUUCCAGACGGCGGAUCGCGUGUGCUUCGUGAUGGAGUACGCGAACGGCGGCGAGCUGUUCUUCCACCUGGCGCGCGUGCGCAGCUUCCCGGAGGAGCGCAUGCGCUUCUACGGCGCGGAGAUCGUGUCGGCGCUGGGCUACCUGCACGCCGAGGGCAUCAUCUACCGCGACCUCAAGCUAGAGAAUCUGCUGCUGGACCAGGACGGCCAUAUCAAGAUCGCCGACUUUGGGCUGUGCAAGGUGGACAUCACGUACGGCCGCACCACCAAGACGUUCUGCGGCACGCCCGAGUAUCUGGCGCCCGAGGUGCUCGAAGACACAGACUACGGGCCGGCCGUGGACUGGUGGGGCUGCGGAGUGGUGCUGUACGAGAUGGUCUGCGGCCGCCUGCCCUUCUACAACCGCGACCACGACGUGCUGUUCGCGCUGAUCGUGCGCGAGGAGGUGCGCUUCCCGCGCGCGCUGUCGGCGCCGUGCCGCGCGCUGCUGGCGGCGCUGCUGUGCAAGGAGCCGGCGCGCCGCCUGGGCGCGGGCCCCGCCGACGCCGCCGACGUCAUGGCGCACCCCUUCUUCGCGACCAUCAACUGGGCCGACCUGUUGGCCAAGCGCAUCCCGCCGCCCUUCAAGCCGCAGGUGGAGUCGGACACGGACACGCGCUACUUCGACUCGGAGUUCACGGGCGAGUCGGUGGAGCUGACGCCGCCCGACGGCGACGCGGCACUGGCGCUCAUCCAGGAGGAGCACUUUCCCCAGUUCUCGUACCAGGACCUGUGCUCGUCCGCGCACUCGGCACACCUCAGCCAGCCCGCCGCGCGCCACUAGCCCCGCCCCGCCACUGUACAGCCCGCCCUAGCCCGUAAGUAUAUUAUAUUUGCAUUUGUAUAAAUAUUCUCGUACGUGAGUAGCGGCGGACGGUGCGUUGCCGCCGAAGUUCGAUGUCGCGCAUUUUUAUAUGAAAUUUUGCCGGUCAAAAUGUAAAUAUUUUAAAAUUCCCCACGCAAUAUGUCAAGUUAACCCGCGACGCGCCGCUCCCCGCCCGCGCCCGUCGCGUCGCUCCGCGCGACUCCUCUAGCCCGGCCGCUACUCAUGUUAUAAUAUUUCCUUUUCUAUAAUAUAUUAAAGUUAG